AGGAGCGAGAGGCGAGCAAAUGAGGUGUGGGUAAAAAUUAUGGGGGGGACUGGAAGAGAUUGCAGCAGCCCAGCCCUGAAUCAGGAGAAACGGAGGGUGUGGAGGGGCAAAGAGACGGAAAACUAGAGGAGUUAUUAGGUGCAGAAUCCUGAAGAUUCAGGUUUAGUUUUGGCAAUCCUGAUCUGAUCCUUCUGUCACCACCGGGAAACAAGUGCCUUUUGUGUUUCUCGCCCCUGCUGCAGAGGGGAUACGUUUACCGGCAUCUCCUGGGGGAGAAGAGAAGAAGUCUCCUCCAAUCAGCCGUUAGAGCUUCCUUUGAUGUUGUGGGGCUGCUGAUGGGCAUUUAUCACUGACCAGAGACAAGCUCUGUUCACCACUGCAACCACCUGGAAUAUUCUCUGCGCUUUUACUUCUAUUUUUAAUAUAAAAUGACACUUUAAAGAGAAUUCUCCUGUCAGUUUCACCAGAACAGAAGAGAAGGAAUAGCUGGACACGUUGGAUUGUUUUUUGUUUUGUAUUUUUCUGCUGCAGACUGAUGAUGGACUAACUUUUCCAUUUGCAUUUUUACCUCCUGAUGACUCCUUUCCUUAAAUGCAUGAAAGCAGCAUUCAUCAUGUAAUGACUUUUUUUAUUAUCCUGAAGGCAUUUAAUGCAGAGCAUCAUCCUGAGAGUCAUGUAGGUCUGACACAUGCAGAUAGCCAUGAAUAAUGAGGGUGACAGGUGGAGCAAACCUGCUUGCUGAGUUCGUCUGGCACCUCAACGUAGCCCGCUCUCCAGGGUUUGACUAUCAGGGUUGUUUCGGGCACUUAUCACGCUUCUAAUUGGGCAAGGAUAGCUUUUCUUUUAGUGUUCAGACAGUGUGAGGAGAGGGAGUUUGGAGGAUUACAGGCUUUAUGCAAAAAGGUACUGUGGGGCUUUGAAUGAGGAUUAGCUUGUGCGACCUCAUAGUUGGAUUAAAAAGAAAGAUAAAGGUUUUACUGAAAUGAUGACACUGAGGAAACAGGAGACCUGCUAACAUUAAGAUUUAGAUCUUCCCUUGCAAACAGGGUUAAGUGAGGUCUUAAGGACGACUAACGAUAUUGAGGAUUGUUUGCACAAUUUAAAGAAAAACCCUCUUUUUAAUUCACCAGCAAAUUGAAGUGAUCUAUGAGCUUUUUUUAUUGAUUUAUGUCAACAUCCAGGAAUCUUGUCUGAUUACUGCUGAAGAGGUUACUAAUCUAAACAUAAUCCAUCACCAGUCUGACCCUGAAGCAGAGUGAGUGCUGAGUAUGCCACAGUCUAAUGGAAGAUAAGAUCAGAUUGAUGAGAAUCACUGCAGAAAUGUGCAGUUAUGCUUCAUUUAUUUGGAUCGUUUUGAGGUUCUAUAGUGGUGUGUGUUUAUAAGUAAAAAAGCUUGCAGCUAAAAUGAUGGUUUGUUUUCACCCAUCUUGAAAAAUCUGCAAAUUUCUGCUUAUUUACCUUAUCUUCAGUGUACAGCGCAGACCUAUAGCUUCUGGUUAACUGUGUCAUUGGCACAACCUGACAAAAAGCUUUCAAUCCCACCUGUGCUCUAAAUGAGUUUCAGCGCAGCUGCAUUAGGAAGAAACCUCAAACCAUGCACUGAUCCUCAAGUAGAUGACCAGAUCAGAAGAGUUUGCUGACGGGGCUUUAAGCAGAGGCGCGUUAUCUCAGCAGCCACACUCGGCAAACCUGGAAAGCACAGAGCGAAGCAGGAAAGAAUGACAAUGUGGUCUGGAGGAAUAAAAGCCACCAGAGGCAAGUUGUUAGAUGCUCUCAUUGUUUGAGCGUGUAGCACUGCCCGAGUGGGGGAGUUCAGCCACAGAAGGGGUCUUUAGGGAUUAACUGGCAAUGCUGCAGAUGUAGACCUCCAUGACCCAGAGUAGAUGGUUACAGCAAGCGUUCUGCACCAUCGCCGCUCUCUGGGUGAAGCACAGAUAUGUCUGAAAUUGGUGCCUGAUUGAUUAGUGAAGCACAAACCUGCAGGGCAAAGGAGUGCAAGGAGAGAUUGGCCAACAAGCACACAAACUUCAGUACCUUUUAACAUUUAAUUGCAAAUAUCUGAAGACAAGAUCAACAGAGGAUUUUUAACAUUUGAGCUGUGAGCAACAACAAAAAAGCGGAUCGGUGACGCAGCCAAUUAAACUGUGCCCUUCCCAGCCGCGAAUGAGCUGCAAGUCACUCUGAGGAGGACUGUUGAUACACACCACAGCCCCCUGUGAAUGAGGGUGGGGCUCUCCCACUGCCACAGACAAAGAAUACUGCCUUAACAACCCAUCUUCAGUUGGUGGACCAGCAGAGUCCUUCAUUCCCUGCCAACAGUCAUCAUGGGGUGCAACAUGUGUGUGGUUCAAAAGCCCGAGGAGCAAUACAGGGUGAUGUUCCAGAGGGGUCAUGUAGGCAACAUGCUGUGCUCUUUUGAUGCCGAUGGUCGAUUAAAGGUAAAUGCGAAGGAGCUUUCUCGCCUGUCUGGAGAUCCCACCCUGGACAUAAGAGACCCACGGCUGUCAAACAUCCUAAAGCGUGGAGCUCGGCGACGGGCGGGCCCAGCUGGAGCUCCAGGAGGGCAGGUGCCAGUGACCAUGGGCAUGGCCGACUGUGUGGACAGCUGCACCCAAACAGACAUCAGCUUCCAGCAUAUGUUGACUCUGGGCCGGAGCAGAGAGCAUCCCUGCGGAGCUCCACCCCCACCCGACCCACCUCCCUCUCCUCCACUGCCUCCUCUGCCAGAGCCAUAUCUGUUUAACGAACUCUUCUCUGAGCCUGUGUACUACGACCCCACUGACUACUUUGACAUUAAUCAGCAUGAAGUGGACAGAAACGAUGACCUGGAAUAUGAGGAGGUAGAGCUGUACAAGUCUCGGCAGCAGGAUAAACUGGGUCUGACCGUAUGCUACAGAACUGAUGAUGAGGAGGACCUUGGGAUCUAUGUGGGAGAGGUGAACCCAAACAGCAUUGCUGCCAUGGACGGACGCAUCCGUAAAGGAGACCGAAUACUACAGAUAAAUGGAGUGGAAAUCCAGAACAGAGAAGCAGCAGUAGCUAUUCUCACCAGAGAGGACAGCACUAAUGUCUCCCUGCUUCUUGCAAGGCCAGAGAUAGAGAAUGAAAACCAGCUGGAUGCAGAUGAGCUGGAACUGGAGCCUCUGGACAACAAUGUUGGUCUGAGCAGCAGUCCCAGACUGAGGAGGAGUCCUUCUGCUCAAGGUGGUGGACAGAUCGGCGCUGCGAUCGGAGGUGUGCUCUCCACUCACAGCCACUCUCACUUGUUGAGCAGGGAUUCUCCUGAUUUGCUGCAGACAGUUCUGAGUAACAGCCAGGAGUUGGACAGCGGCGUUGGCCGUACGGACGAAAGCACACGCUACGAGGAGUCGUCGGAACACGACCUCCUGGGUGAUGACCACACCAGUGCCUCCAACACUAACACAACCAACACGCCUGGCAGCAUGCGAAGGUUCAUGUCCAGCAGAGGGGACACCCCACCUUUACUGCACUCCCAAGAGCUCCAGUUCAGCACAGACUCUCUCUUAGGACUGGACAGUUUAAACGGCGGAGGGAUGGAACUGGUGGAACGGUUGGAGAGGACCUAUGUGGCCGAUCCGAUGAGGAUGAUGAUGCCUGGGCUUACUGAAGAAGAAUGCGAGAGGUACAAAGAGCUCCUGGAGAUCAAAUGUUUCUAUGAGAAGAACAGUAAUGCUCAGGAGGUGGUUCAAGAGGAAGGGCAUGUCCCACUAGAUGAGAAUAGGAAUGAAAGUCUGACACAGCAUGAGAUGGCCCUCAUAGAAGAGGAACUCCGCCAUCUGGAGUUCAAGUGUCGUAACAUCUUGAGAGCGCAAAAGAUGCAGCAGCUGCGGGAACGCUGCAUGAAGGUUUGGCCUCAUGAAGACAAAAAUGGGGCAAGCCAAGCGGCUGGACUGGGAGCUGGGCGUCUGGAAACGAAUGGCUCUUUGGUGAGUGAGGAGUCCUGUCACCAGGCCUUGUCAGACAUCAACGAGCUUCCAGAGAGGGAACGCUCGGAUAAGGACAGCACCAGUGCCUACAACACCGGAGGAGAAAGCUGCAGGAGCACACCUCUGGUCAGUGAACAGUACCCUUCACUCUCCACUCAGAGUCUGGAGGGAGGGGAGUCUCCUCUGACGCAUUCAACCAGGCAAAAAGAGAGAUGGGACGGGAUGCAGGCAAACUUAAACCAACGGUAUUCUCCACAGACCCACAGGAGAGGAACAGACGCAAAGACGUCCAGCCUGGGGGCAAAGGUUAGGUCUCUGUCCCGGGAGGCAGGAAGCAGGAGGGGUUCUGAUGGAGGUGUGAGACGUAACCCCAAAACCAACGGGACCUCUGAGAGAGCUGGUGGACGCAGUGCAGAAAACAGCCCUUAUCUGUCCCGCCGUCAGACAGACUCAAAGCCCCCCCAGCGCUACCUGAGCUGCAUGCAGCUGAGGACCCCCUCAGCAUCUGAGCACCUGGGUGGACCCAGGAAUCCCCCAAAAGAGGAAACACUAGAGAUAGGAGGUGAUGAAAGUCCAAUGAGUUUGGGCAGCACAUGUAAAGAUGCUCCCCAGAUCCCAGGGGGGGUGUCCUCAGCGUUGCCCCCUCCACUGCUACCCGCUUCCCCCCGAAUGGAGUGGAAGGUGAAGAUCCGCAGCGACGGCUCUCGCUACGUGGCCAAACGACCCGUGAGGGAUCGCCUCCUGAAGGCCCGCGCCAUGAAGAUCCGAGAGGAGCGCAGCGGAAUGACGACAGACGACGACGCUGUGAGCGAAAUGAAGAUGGGCCGCUAUUGGAGCAAAGAGGAGAGGAAGCAGCAGCUUCUGAAGGCCCGAGAACAGCGGCGGAGGAGAGAGUUCAUGAUGCAGAGCCGCCUCGACUGCCUGAGGGAGCGAGAGAGGGAGCAGGGCAGUGGAGGAGGAGGAGGUGAACAGGGGGUGACACACCCGCAAGAGCCGGCCUCAAUCCUGGAGCUCUGCCACCGCAGGAGCAUGAAGAAGCGCAGUCGGAGAAUCCUGGACAACUGGAUCACCAUCCAGGAGCUGCUGGCACAUGGGAGCAGGUCUGCAGACGGGAAGAAGGUCUACAACCCCCUGCUGUCUGUCACUACUGUAUAA
Cyprinodon variegatus (sheepshead minnow) is the source of this 5102-nucleotide messenger RNA. Its product is annotated as PDZ domain-containing protein 4-like. The record is from RefSeq and is a predicted model, not a curated record. Bases 2325 to 5102 code for a protein of 925 amino acids. The transcript is spliced from 8 exons. NCBI's taxonomy places the organism in Eukaryota, Metazoa, Chordata, Actinopteri, Cyprinodontiformes, Cyprinodontidae. Gene Ontology annotation, molecular function: protein binding.